AUGAUGGUUUCCUCUGAUGUUCAAGAUGACCCAAAGGCCUUGGAUAUGAAAUCUCUCUCCAAGGAUGCCACUGAUGUAGAAAGCGUUGCUGUAUCUGACAGCAACAAUGCGGUCGGGGAAAGUCAACUUCCUGGACUGGCAGACUUGGAUGGCAUCCAACGUAGCUGGAGCCUUCAAAAUCUCGUCAUCAUAUGGGUAUCGGCUUUGCUCAUAAGCUUCGCCAUCAACCUGAACAAUCAAACCUCGGGCUCCUUUGCCUCAUAUGCCACGAGCAACUUUGCCUCUGCAUCACUGUUGGGGACGGUCACUGUGGUCCAGGCGGUGGCAUCAACAGUCGCGUUACAACCUCUCGCAAGGCUUGCCGAUGUUUAUGGGCGAUUUGAAAUGCUAUCGGUUUCUGUUUUGCUAUUGACUAUCGGAGAAAUCAUGAUAGCAUCAUCCCAUAGCGUUAGUGUCUAUGCUGGGGCUCAAGUCUUGUGGGCUUUUGGAUAUAUUGGAAUCUCCUUGAUGCUUCAAAUCCUGGCGGGAGACACUAGCGAUCUUCAUAAUCGUGCCCUCAUAAAUGCUAUACCACUCGCCCCUUCACUUAUUACAUGCUGGAUUUCUGGCCCCGUUGCAUCCGGGCUCAUCAAUAUCACAUGGAGAUGGGGGUUUGGGAUCUUUGCUAUUAUCAUACCCGCAAUUUCAAUUCCUCUACUGGCGUCUCUGUUCCACAACAAAAAAAAGGGCUCAAAAUUAAGAAAAGCGGAGGGCACAUAUCAGCCUCGGAAUCACGUCCAAAAUUUCAUCCAGCUUGAUCCUUUAGGUCUACUCCUGUUCGGGGCAGGCCUUGCUCUUGUGCUAAUACCAAUAUCACUGGCGCCUUCUAACGAAAAUAACUGGAAAAACACCGACACUAUUGUAGAACUCGUCAUUGGCAGUCUCUGUUUAGUUGCCUUUGUUGUUUGGGAGUUGAUGUGGGCACGCUACCCUAUCUUGUCCAUGGGUGUUCUCAAAAGCCGAACGGUCGUCUUCGGUUUGAUAGCUAUGGUAAUCAACUACACCGGCCUUUACAUCCUCCAGAGCUACCUCCUCUUGUAUCAAAUGAUUGCCGCCAAUUUAUCAGUAAACGCAGCUACGAACAUUUAUAUUCUUAUACCAUUCUCAGGAUCAUUGGGUCAAAUCGGAGCCGGUUUGGUGGUCAAAUAUCUCAAAAGAUACAAGUGGGUUGUCGUUUCUGGAUAUGGAAUCAUCGUGCUUGGAAUGGGUCUCACCUACAAAUAUAUCAACGGACACGGACAAAUGCCCCAGCUAGUUGUCUCCCAGCUCAUCUUAGGAAUCGGCGAAGGAAUCGUCAUGACCACUCAAUUCGGAGUGCAAGCCUCCAUCAGCCAAUCUGACAUGGCGGCAGGGACGGCCUUUUACACAAUGUCUAUCGCGGUUGGAAACGCCAUUGGUGCGGCAAUAGCUGGAGGAAUGUGGACAAGUGAGAGCCUAAAAUAUAGAUUGCAGGAGUCGCAGAUCGUACUGACGGAAUUAUUUCUCCUUCUAGCCUUACUGCCUCGGAAACUUCGUGCCAAUCUUCCAACGGAGGAUGUUAGCUAUGUGGAGGAAAUCGAAGGCUCUAUUACGGCAGCACUAGCAUUUCCAUGGGGCACGUCAACCCGUGAUGCUAUCAACGAGUCGUUUACCAGCACUUUCCGCACUAUGCUAUUAGUAUCGCUGAUUCUUGUAGCUGUUGCAUUAUUAUGUUCACUUCUACUGCAGAAUCACAAUAUUCGAGAGGUGGAUAACAGCAGAGAAUACAAGGGUAUAGUUAUUGGCAAGACUAGAGCGGUCGAUAUCCUGAAGGAGAAGGUUCACGUCGGGCAUGAUGGAAAGCCUUCUGUAGAAAAUGGGAGCUACUAG
Messenger RNA from Talaromyces rugulosus, 1887 nucleotides. RefSeq lists its product as uncharacterized. The transcript has 9 exons. Gene Ontology annotation, molecular function: siderophore-iron transmembrane transporter activity. Lineage: Eukaryota; Fungi; Ascomycota; Eurotiomycetes; Eurotiales; Trichocomaceae. Bases 1 to 1887 code for a protein of 628 amino acids. The record is from RefSeq and is a predicted model, not a curated record. Gene Ontology annotation, biological process: siderophore transmembrane transport.